UUUUUAUUUUCAUAAAUCGUUGCCAUUAUUAAGCAUUACAGGGUAGCUGAGUACACCUUUAAAUUUGGCCAUCUGUGUGCGUUCACUUAUCUUAAAACAAGUUUAUCAUCGUAGCCGAAAAAACCCCGACAUUAGAGCUGCAGUUAAUUAUGACAAAGGGAAGAGUAAAUAUCGCAUUUUUGCUUAUUUUCCAUUGCAUCUUAAUACCACUGACAACAUGCAACGAAGCACAACAAUACGCAACAACAUCAACAACAAUGACAAAUUUAAGCUCAUUCACCGCAAAUAUUGACAAUGAAAGCAUAAAGGCAUUGAGACCGACUGUGUUAGGCACUGAGCUACGAUUCGGCCGUAAUCUCAACCCGGACAAGGUACGAGUGGUAACAGUAAAAUCCGAUGAUGGCUCGGACGUUGAAAUCUUGGUGGGCCGAGAUAGUAGAAAAGGGCGAGCACAACCAAGCGAAGCAAGCUUUUUCGUACGUAAAACGGACGUAGCAAGGCAUCCAGAGAAAAGGACCGCGGAUAUGAAACCGAAUGCAAGUACUUUACAAUUUCAACAUUCACCCGUUUUACUAAAGCAAUUGGAAUUAGCGCGACAAGCCAAAGAAUACAAUCAACGUAAAGCUGACGCGGAUGAGAGAUUAAAAAAGUUGCAACAAUUAAAAUUAAUUAAAGCUGAAAGUUUUCAAGAGCAACAAAAGCAACUUUCAGAACCGAAGAAAUCAAGAGCAGCUCGUAGAAUUCAUUUUGAAAGUGCGGCCAAUCAAUUUCCGCCGCAACGUUUCUCCGAAGAGCUAUAUUUCACGUCACCAACAGAAACUCGGCCGAUUCAACGACGACAGCCUACUUAUAUUCCUUUAGAUAGGAAUAACAAUGACUGGCGAUUUCCCGGAAGUGAACUGAGUAAUGGAAGAGAAUUACGUAGCUGGCGCUGGAAACCUAUCGAAAAUGUGAAUUUUCAAUCGCAAUAUCGACAACAACAAGACGCGCAACAAUUCUAUCCAUCAAUAAAGAGCUUUAAGCAAGGUUUUCCCACUGAUCCGCAAAAGAAGCUGCGAAUAAGUGACCAACAUAACGCUCGGCAUACACGUUACAUUGAUUCGGCAACUAGUAACAGUUUCAUCGAAGAUUUAACAAAUAAUAAAUAUCUGCGACAAAAUCUUAUCACCAAAGAUAAUUUCAUACCAACACAUUAUAAAUCACUUCGUCUACCCGAACCGAUUGUAAUUACGUCAUCGACUGUAGUAAAAAGUGAUGCAACGGAUAACAUUGGAAAACCUAUAAGCCCUCUUAAUGAAUAUUCAAAUUCAAAUUCUUUUACGCCUAUGACGUCAGCAAAAACUUCGAAUGUUAUGCCGAAGACGUCCCCUAGCGAAUCCAAAGUUGCGGAUGGCUCUGCAGUGCCCGUUAUUGAGGGUAUACGGGUACCUGAUACACCCGAAGAUGAAUUGAAGACUUGGCGUAACGCACGCGUGCUUAAUAAUCAAUUGGUACCAUAUCCAGCGGGCUAUACGCCAGCAAAAGUCGAAAUGCAAACAUUCGACAGAUAAUUUAAGAAAAAAAAAAACAAAAAACAA
This is a messenger RNA of Glossina fuscipes, 1577 nucleotides long. RefSeq lists its product as uncharacterized. NCBI's taxonomy places the organism in Eukaryota, Metazoa, Arthropoda, Insecta, Diptera, Glossinidae. The record is from RefSeq and is a predicted model, not a curated record. The transcript is spliced from 2 exons. The coding region runs from base 150 to 1550 and encodes 466 amino acids.